Eimeria maxima is the source of this 2781-nucleotide messenger RNA. RefSeq lists its product as hypothetical. The transcript has 10 exons. Bases 1 to 2781 code for a protein of 926 amino acids. NCBI's taxonomy places the organism in Eukaryota, Apicomplexa, Conoidasida, Eucoccidiorida, Eimeriidae. The record is from RefSeq and is a predicted model, not a curated record.
AUGGCCUUUUAUAGAUAUAGGCUGCUGCUGGCUGCAGCAGCAGUGCUGCUGUGUUGGAGUUCAGCAGCAACAGCAGCACCUGCUGCUGCUGCUGCUGCUGCUGCACCGCCUAGAGGCAAAGGUGCAGCAACAGCAGCAAAGAAUGCUGCAGCAGCAGCAGUUAAAAGAGCAAAUGAGGGGCGCGCUCCAUUUAGCCCCAAGUUUGCAGCUAAUCAACCUAUAGAUGCAACAGACGACCCUGCAGCAGCAGUUCCCGCUGCUGCUGCUGCUGCUGCUGCUGCACCAGAUGCAUCCCAGGAUGCAGCAGCAGCAAACGCUGCACAGGAUCAGAAUGUAAAAACUCAAGAGACUGCAGCAGCAGCAGCAGCAGAUGCUGCUGCUGCUGGGGAGGAGGCUAUUGAUGCCGCAGAUCCAGCUGCUGCUGCUGCAGAUGGUGCUGCAGCAGAAGCAGCAGAUGAGGCGGCAGAGGCGGCAUCUCUUGCUGCAGCAGAAGCUGCCGCUACUGCAGAAGCAGAAGCUGCAGCGGCAGAAGCUGCUGCGGCGGCUGAGGCAGCAGCAGCAGCAGAAGCGGCUGCUGCAGCUGCUGCAGCAGAAGCAGCAGCAGCAGCAGCAGCAGAAGCCCCUGCAGACAUAUUGGAGGCAGCAGCAGCUCCUGAAGCAGCAGCAGCUGUACCAGGCUGGGAUGAGGCUGCUGCUGCUGAGCUUGCGUACGAUGCAGGAGCAGCAGCAGCAGCAGCACCUGCAGGAGCAGCAAAUGCAGUGGAAGAUACAGCAUCUGCUGCACCAGCAGCAGCAGCAGCAGCAGCACCGCAGCCAGCAGUCCCUCGCUCUCCUAGCAAGGCCCAGACCGCAGCAGCAGCAGCAGCAAACAGAAACCCGUACCGUCAGCAGCAGCAUCCCGAUCCUAAGCAGCCGCAGCCGUACGGUGUACCUACAGCAAACCCUAAACAGCAACAGCAGCAGCAGCAGCAGCAGCAGCAACCGUAUGCAGCAGCAUACAUGCACACACAAGAGUUCGAUGCUGCAGAGCAGCAGCAGCACAUGCCAUACUAUGAGACAGCACACCAUAGAGACACGAGGCCUAAAUGGCGGCAGCAAGAGCAGCAGCAGCAGCAGCAGCAGGAGCAGCAGCAGCAGCAAGACUCCCUUGAAGAUGAGGGUGACUAUGACCCCUUCCAAGAAUUCGAAGAGCAGCAGCAGCAGCAGCAGCAGCAGCGCAGAUCUGCUGCUAGUGGUGCUGCAGCAGCAAGCGCAUAUGGAGAUAUGGACUCUCUGCUGCAUGCUGAGUGCCCGGCUUAUGCUGCUAGACUACUGCAGCAGCAGCAAGACAUGUUAUCUGUACCUGUAUGGAUAGAAGGACUAAUAGGGGAUAAAAUCGCCGCAGCAGCAGCAACUGUACACAGAGCCGUUGCUGCUGCAGCUACUGCUAUUGCUGCUGCCAAUGAUGAAGCCUUUAACAGCUACCCCGUUGUGUGGCUCAUCUGCUUCAUUUGCUUCAUGCUGCUGAUUGUCUGUCGUCUUUUAUUUGGACAGUUCUUCCCUCUGUGGGGCAGCAGCAGCAGCAGCAUGCGCAGGCAGCAGGAAGCAGCAGCAGCAGCAGCAGUUCAGUUGCUGAUGAAGCAGCCACAGAUGCAAGCACUUCUUGUUAACAGCAAAAAGCUCUCGCUGCUGUGCGGAUCUGCUGCUGCUAACAGUGUAUCGACACCUAGCGGCAGGUCCAUGGCUGCUGCAGGGGCUGGUCCUCUUGAGGCUGAGUCAAUGCAGCAGCUGCAGCUGCUGCAGCAGCGGCUAACACGCUUCUUAGAUCAACAGCAGCAGCAGCAACAGCAACAGCAGCAGCAGCUGCUCAGCCAGGCGCAGCAACUCUCCGAGGCAGUGGAGGCACAAUCACGUUUCGCCCUCUUCAUGGCACAAAUACUCAAGCACAUGUCUAUGAAUGGGAGCCAGCCGGGCCCCGAGCUAGAUUUGCCGGAGUUUAUAGGAAAAGGGCAGCAGCAGCAGCAGAGCCUUGCUGUUGCUGCUCAAGACCUUGUAGAUAUGGUGUCUCCUAGGCUCGCCUUCCAGCCAUCAGCAGAGCUCCAUGAGCUCGCAAGCACAGCAGCAGCAGCAGCAGCAGCAGCACCUCCUCCACCUCUGUCUAGCAUGAGCAGCAGCGAAUCCCAUAUGGUGCCGCAGAUGCCUAGGGGGAGCCCGAUGUUGCUGCAGCCACAGCAGCAACAGCAGCCGCAGCAGCAGCCGCAGCAGCAGCAGCAUUUCGAUAUGCCCCCGCUUCCCCCGUCGCAGCAGCAGGAGCAGCAACAAGAUGAUUCUAAGCAGCGCAUGCUGCACCAUCCUCAGCAUCCUGGUGGUCCAUUUGCUGACGCAGGACCACCGCAGCAGCAGCAGCAGCAGCAGCAGCAGCAGAUGCUGCAGGAGUCUCUGCUUCCUCCUUCUGUCUCUGACAUGAGGGACAGAUUUGGAUCGAGUGACUCCACGCCCAUGAGGCGCACAAGUUUUGAAGGACCAUUUGAUGGUCCUAUGUCUGCUGCUGCUGGAGGGACACCAACAAAUGUCUCACAGGUGGAGACAUCUUCUGCUGCAGAGGCAGCAGCAGCAGAUUUCUUACCAGGCUCUGCUCAUCUGCAGCAGCAGCAGCAACAGCCGCCGCCUCCACCGCCGCCGCAGCAGCAGCAGCAGCGCCCUAACGGACUCCCAGGGCCCCCUGCGCCGACCCAGGGGCCCCCAAGGCCCCCCCUCUCUAAUGGAGGCCCCGCAUUUGCUGGUGAGCGGCGUCUCAGCUAG